CUCCCUAACUAAAAGGAAUGGAAUGUUUAGGAUUUAAGGAAAGGUAUUUUAUCAGAACUGCUAACCCUAAAUAGGUUCUUUUAGGAUUUCCCUGUUUAACAACGCGUUGGUAGCGUCGUUGAUAACGUGUAUUUAUUUUGCCCUGCACUUCCUUGACGCUUCUGGGAAUCCUGAAGAAUAGUCCCGCCAGGCUGGACGAACACUGCACAGCUAUGGAGAAUGAACCCAACACAACGACGUGUUCUGCAUCUACGACUACUAUCACUACCACCUCCACGUCCCGGACCCCGCUCCCGCAGAUAUCUGUCUACAGUGGCUCUGACAGGCAUGCCGUCCAGGUUAUUCAGCAGGCCUUGCACCGUCCUCCUAGCUCAGCUGCUCAGUACCUCCAGCAGAUGUAUGCAGCCCAACAGCAGCAUCUAAUGCUGCAGACUGCUGCUUUGCAGCAGCAGCACUUAAGCAGUACCCAAUUUCAGAGUCUGGCAACUGUACCACAGGCAAGCCUGUCAGGUGGGAGGCAAUGUACUUCCCCCCCUGGGAGUGUCACUCAGCAGUCAAGCAUGUCGCAGACCUCGAUUAACCUCUCCACCUCUCCUACACCUGCACAGAUAAUAAGCCGUUCACAGACCUCCAACACCACCAGCAGCAGUAUUACCCAACAGACUAUGUUGCUGGGGAGCACCUCGCCAACCCUGAGUGCAAGCCAGGCUCAAAUGUAUCUCCGAGCUCAAAUGCUAAUUUUUACUCCUGCUACCACUGUGGCUGCUGUCCAGUCUGACAUUCCUGUUGUCUCAUCAUCUUCCUCAUCUUCCUGUCAGUCUGCAGCUACUCAGGUUCAAAACUUGACAUUGCGCAGUCAGAAGCUGGGUGUGUUGUCAAGUUCGCAGAAUGGCCCACCAAAGAGCAGCAGCCAGACUCAGUCGUUGUCUCUGUGCGCUAAUAAACCUGUGAGCAGUACCAAGGGCAGCCAACCAGAUCCCUCCGAGAGCAAUAGAAAAGGUGAUAGCCCAACUCCAGAGUGUCGGAGUACGCCGGUCACACGGACAUCAAGCAUACACCAGUUAAUAACACCAGCUUCAUAUUCUCCAUUGCAACCUCAUUCUCUGGUAAAACAUCAGCAGAUCCCACUUCAUUCACCACCUCCAAAGAUUUCACAUCAUCAGCUGAUACUGCAACAGCAGCAGCAAGUCCAGCCGAUUGCACUUCAGACUCCUCCUGGUCAGGAGCCCCCUCCGUCACAGCACUGUCUGCCACUCCCAAGCCAUGGUCUUCCUCCAGCUCCCAGCAGCGUCCAGUCUCAUUGCUCACCUAUUCACAUCCAUCCUCCACCUCUGACGUUAUCUCCCACUCCAUCCCAGUCAGCUCAGCAGUCGGUUGUGGUCUCCCCUCCACCUUCUCACUCCCCUAGCCAGUCACCCACCAUAAUCAUUCAUCCUCAAGCACUUAUCCAGUCACAGGCAAAUUCCCUCGUGCCAACAGCUCUUCAGCCUGAGCAGGGUGCUGCUCAGCAAACUGCUACCAACCCAGUUCGACCAAUUGCACAGCCACUUAACCUUCCGCCACAUCUCCCACUUCCACCCUCCCCUGCUGUACAUAUAGGAUCAGUAGAUCCGCCCAGCUUGGUUUCCUCGGGCCAACAGAUAGUGUCCUCCACACCACACCAGCAAUACUCAGCCUUGCAGUCCACACCUAUCCCUCUUGCAGCUCCUCCACAGCUGUCAACAUCUUCAACCCAGAUUCAACAACUGCCACUGCAGUCUGUUCAGUCGUUACAAGUUCAGCCUGAAAUUCUAUCCCAGGGCCAGGUUUUGGUUCAAAACACUUUGGUUUCUGAGGAAGAACUUCCUGCUGCAGAAGCUUUGGUCCAGCUGCCAUUUCAAACUCUUCCACCACCUCAGACUGUUGCAGUAAAUCUUCAAGUGCAGCCGUCAGUACCAAUUGAAACUCCGGUGAUUUACCAGGUGGAGAAUGUAUGUGAAGAAGAGAUGCCUGAGGAAUCUGAUUGUGUCAAUAUGGUUAGGACACCGACACCACCGACAUUGUCCCCGCCAGCCAUAACCUUGGGGAAUGGAGAGGCACUUAAUUCAGAAGAGCCUUUAUCAGACCAUGUGGGAAUACCUUCAGUGACAUCGUCAGUCAGUGCCUCAGUAAUUAAAUCUCCAUCUGAUCCUUCACAUGCUUCUAUUCCACCACCACCUCUUUUGCUUCCAGCAGCAACAACAAGGAGUAACAGCACAUCAAUGCCCAAUAGCAUUCCUAGUCUAGAAAAUAAACCUCCACAGGCUAUCGUUAAACCACAAAUCCUGACCCAUGUUAUUGAAGGCUUUGUGAUUCAGGAGGGGUUGGAGCCGUUCCCUGUAAGUCGUUCAUCUUUGCUGGUAGAACAGCCUGCAGAAAAAAGAUUGCUAGUGGAGGGUCAAAUCAUGAGUGUUAUGUGUGUUGAAUCAGACUUGCAGAAUACAAAACAUGCAGACAACUCAUCGGACACAGAGAUAGAGGAUAUGAUUGCAGAAGAAGGACUGGAUGAGAUUGAAAAUGAUCUUCUGAAGUGUGAAUUUUGUGGGAAAAUGGGAUAUUCUAACAAGUUUCUGCGGUCAAAACGAUUCUGCUCUACAUCCUGUGCCAAAAGGCACAGCCUUAGUUGCACUAAGAAAUUUGGGCUGUUUACAUCAGACAAGACCAAUCGUUGGAAUCGGAAAUCAGAUAGCCAAAGUCUUGGGCGACGCGGGCGUCGACCGAGUGGCCCUGAUGGGGCGUCACGAGAUCAUUUUCUUAGACAGCUUCCAGUUACUUACCCAUCCGCAGAAGAAGAUCUGGCUUCUCACGAAGAUGCUGUGCCAGCUGCCAUGACCACGCGUCUGCGAAGACAGAGUGAAAGAGAGAGGGAGCGUGAACUUAGGGAACUAAGAAUUAGGAAAAUGCCAGAGAGCAUUGACUUGUUACCAGUGGUGCAAGCAGACCCAUCAGUAUGGACUGUUGACGAAGUUUGGGCCUUUAUACAUUCUUUGCCUGGUUGUCAAGAUAUUGCAGAUGAAUUUAGAGCACAAGAAAUUGAUGGACAAGCUCUCCUCUUGUUGAAGGAGGAUCACCUUAUGAGUGCAAUGAAUAUAAAGCUUGGACCUGCAUUAAAAAUCUGCGCACGUAUCAAUUCCUUGAAAGAAUCGUAGGGCAUGAACAUGAAGGUUUAAACAACAGUUUCUCUAUGACAAAACCAGCAGUAAUAUGCCAACAUCUUCACCAUGGCAUGAGUGUUACUGUGAUGUUUUGUUAAAUACAUGGAGUUUUUCCCACAUAGACAUAAAAGUAUUCCUCUGAUUAUACCAUGUAGUCCUAUAGUUUCCAGCAAUUUAAAAGUUCAUGGUAAAGCCUGAAUAAUACUUUGACUUAAAGUGGGAGCUCAUGGAAAAACAUGAAGUGAAAUAUGCUGUGAUAGUUUAAAUAUUCACCGAUAUGUACUUUAUCUUGUAAUUUUAAGAUUAACACCCCAGCACCCCCCCUAAUCUGAACACCAUUUAGAUUGUGUUACUGUAUUCUGAAGGAUGACUUUUCCCACAUACAGCAGUUUUUGGACUGAAAUCACAGAAGUGUCCACAGGCCCUGUGGAAGCACUGAAAACAGUAAAAUGCUAUGCAUUUAGUUGUGCUCUCUGAAUUUCUUUUAGUCUAGAGCAAAUUGUUUGUAUGGGGUAGGUUGGCAGCCUGUUUUCCUUGUGUAGGCUUACUCUCAUCUCCGCUGCUGUAGUAUAUUCUUUAAGUCUGGAAAUACUUUAAGCCAUGUAGGCAUCUCAUCAAAGUCCUCAUUAUCAGGCUACUGAAAUGCAAUGGCAUGACAUUUUUGCCAGUGGUAACUGAAGCACAUAAGUUACUUUACUCUUUGUAUGCUGCUAUGCACUAAGAGGGCAUUAAGUUGUUCGGUUUCCAGUUUUGCAUGCUGCUAGUUAAACUAGACCAGCAGUUCCCAAAUGAGGAUUCAGAAUGGAUCCUGAGAAAGCGUGAGCACAUUCAGGGUUCAGGAUCCCAACUGCCUAGGCGUGAGGGGUUGAAAACUGCAGCCAGAACUAGCUCAUGUUGAGAGAAGUGUACCCUAAAGACUGGAGGUAAAGAGAAGGGGUAGCGUAGCUCAGACCCUCUUUUUCCUCUUACCACUUCCUUUUUUAACCUGUCUUUCCCUGUAGUGCAUUCCCAUUGCCUCACUGGAAGCUUCCAAGAACAGUAUUUUGUCCGCUGGCUAGUGUGAGCUGGGCUUGCAGUAGUCCAGGGAAGGAGCCCGGUGAGGUCCCUGCAGAGCUUGGUGCAGGAGCAGCUGCCACAGCGGUGGAAGGAGCCUGGAGCUGUAGGUGAGCAGGAGGAGCACCCCUGCUAGGCAGCUCUGGCAGAAAUCCCUGCGGGCCCUGCUUUGAGCCUCUGGCAGGAGAUUUUGGCUUGGAUGCUGCAGAGUGGCAGUGGGAUCAGUCUCCCUCGGUGGUCACUCUUUCACUCUCUGUGCAGCACAGAUACAUUUUCCCACUUACUGACACCCUCAGAAGCUACCUGGGCUCUGAGGCAGCAGCACCUUCUCGAUCUUUGCUUCCCCAUCACACGUGUUUGGAUGUUUGUGGAUGUAUUUUGUACCUUCUGUUCCUUCCCUUUUGCAGCUCCUCUCCCCUUAUGGACAGGCCUAGAUCUCUAAGCUCUCGUGUAGGGAAAGAAGGGCACGUGAGCUGAUAGUUGCUGUGUAUAUUUGAAUUAAAUGUGUGUCUACAGAUAAUGUAUUUUGUAUUUUAUGCAAAGUAAUGCAUAAUAUAUGAUUGUGUAGGGAAAUAUUCAGGGGGACCGUAAAGUAUCCCUAAAAAGAAGAGGAACUGAUCUAAUGUUUGAGAACUGCUGAACUAGAUCAAAAGAAGUCAAUGCACAUACACUGGCUGAAAGGAAGGGUUAUGACAGGUAGAAUAAUAUGUAUAUUAGUUAACUGACCUUAAAGAGUCGGCUGAGAUUACAGAAAAAGUUGUGCUUCAUUCUCCUUUAAUUAGGCUGUUGUGUUCUUUCUAUUAAAAGACUUUCUACCGUUAUCUUCUAGAGAUCAACAUUAGAACCAUUGCUUUUAAUUACAACUGCUUGAGCUUUCUAAUAGCAGAUGUUAUUAAUAUUUUUAUCAACCACUGAAAACUCGAAGUUAGGACAACCCAUUGCUGUUACGUGCUAGUAAGUGGUGAGAGCCCUAAUCCGAAUGGCACCAAAGGCUUUUAAGAAUUAAUUGAUGUCUGGGUUUAUUUUGGAGGGAAGUUGCUAAGCACUUUCUAAUUAGUUUUUUUUUUUUUUCUGUCUUCAGUUACUGUUGUCAAAUAAACUUAAUUGAAGGUUCGAUGUUUGGCAAUGUUCAAUUGAAAGAUACUCAAGUGAUGAAGACAGGUUCCCAUCUGUAGCAUUUCUGUAAGAUACCCCGUGUAGUAUAUCUGUAACAUAUGUUCUAAAGAGUAUGUUCUGUUUUGAUGAGCUAAUUGAAGACUAAAGAUAUCUUAGAUAUUUAUCCUUUGGCUUUUGUCUUAAAGUUUUAUUAUUUUUAUACAGAAAUUUCACUGGCUAACUUUUAACCUGUUUUCUGAUUGUACUGUUCUUGGGCAAUGUAAAAAGUAGGUGUACUUACAUGUGAAUUGAUAAUGGCUUAAGGCAUAUUUAGAAAUGUGGGCUGAUGUUGUGAGUCCUAUUUAGACCUGCAGUUAAUCAAUGUUACGUGCAUGAGAAUUUCACGGUUGUUUUCAUUUUGUUUUAUGAGACAGCUUUCAGGAGAACCUCUACGGCUAGUGUUUAUAUACAACCCUGACUAAUCACUGACAGAUGCCAGGAGCUCAGAGGAGACGUGCAUUUGUCAUGUCUGCUCUGGUUCUCCUGGUACACUACAUUUUCUGUGGUUUUGGAAGAGCCGCGGAUAGUGAGUUAUGCUUUAAAUAUUCAUGAAUGCAGAAACUAAGAAUGUGGGCCUUACUCUUACUGAAAGUUUUUUCUUCUUCAACUCUUUUGUCAUUAACUUUCAAGUGUAGCUAAAGUCUAUUUCAGAAGCUUUUGAAUUUACUCAAAAAAGAUAUGUAUAUUUGGAACAAUAUUCCUCAAGAACAAUUUUGCAUACCAGUCAUUUCUGUUUUGGUUUAGGUCAGUGAGGUUUUCCCAGGUUUAUGCUACCUAUUUCCCUUGGCUUUCCUCACAGAUUAAGCCAGACCCUCUUUCAGAAGAGGAAGUCUUGCUGAAUUUAAUUGAUGUUAAUUUUUUUUAACAGUUGCUCCACUGGAUGUGUCUACCAGAAACCCUUUCCUUUAGAUUUAUUUCAUGGGAUUUUGUAUUCUGCAUUCAGCUUGCUGCUGUUGUGGGCUAUAUCUCAGUAAUCCCUGCAAGAUUUCAAUUCCUGUAGAAAGGAAGGCAGGACACUGUAGGAUCUUAGCUUAAAAGGGAGAUGUGUUGGAUGGCUUUCUCCCUUCUUUUUCCUCCACUGGCUUCUAUCCUACCUUACUCCUGAAGGCAAAGUGCAGCAUUAGCUCAGGGCAUCCUCUCACAGAGCCCUGAGCUUAAUGUGACUGUGGAGAUUUCUUCCAACAGAGCUAAAACUAUUACACUUGUCUCAGCUCAGAGUUUAUUUUGCAUUUUAAAGAAAAGCCCCUGAAUGUUCAAAAUGGGUGCGUAAUUAUAUUCCCCUAAAUGAUCUGGCUCUUAUCACUGAGUGCCCAUGCCUUAGGAGCAUCAAGGAAGCUAGGCCACUUGUUCAAAAUCAAGCCUUGUCGAUGGACUGCUGACUUCUCCAGCCACCCCAUGCCUCACAUUUGGCAAAUUUAUAAGACUUUAUCACCUCAUUUAUACAGAAGGUAAAAAACAGCCAUCUUGUCAAGUUAAAUUCUGUUGGCUUGGAUCACCCCAAAGUUUUGGGGGUUUUAAACAGGCUAAAUUGUAAAUCCAUCACAUCCAUUAAUCUUCUUUGUUAUUUCCCAGGAAUGUUAGAGGGUAGAACUUUUCCUAUUCUUGUGUCGAUAUACCUCAGGUUUAUGUCCUGCAAGCAUUCAUUUCCUCCUUUCUCUCCCAUGAAAGCAUUUUUUUCUUCUAGCUUCUUGACAAAUCACAAGUGAGAAUGCAGCCUUUUGAGCAGGACAGGUGGAGUCCGUCAUAACUGCAGACAUGGCAGCAGGAAAAAAGAAAUGUGUGACGGUAUUUGAGCAGGUUUACAAUAGCUUUUGGAUCACUUUAUCUUGGUCUUAGCUGUAAGGAAAUGUUCAGGUGUAAACUCUAGUUUGAAUAGAAGUUUAUGUAGUGAGACUUUGCUAGCUGGUGUGUCACUAGCAGUAGUGCUGCCUAUUUCAGGCUGCUCUCAUCACAAUAUCAAUGCAGAAACUUACAGCUUAAUCGUGUAAGAAAUUUCUUAUGCAUUGACAGAUGUGUAGCUCACGCUGAUCAGAGAACUCAGUGACAGCUGUGCGGUGAGUCCUCAUUUUGCAAAUAAUUAGGCAUCCACAUAAUCUGUAACACGAGUAGUUCUCCUGAUGGCAUUGAGGCUAUUCAUGUUAAAAUUAAGCAUGUAUAUUAAAGCUUGCAGAGUUAUUUUCUCCUACCAAUAUGGCAUAGAGAUUUUCCGUUAGCAUAUAUUUAGAUACGUAGCUGUCUAACCAGACUUUUACUCAUCAGUUGUUCUAGGCUACAGAUAACGACUCUGCAAAAGAAUCUGUUUGGGAUACUGUUCUCUUUUUUUUUUUUUUCUUGAACUUUCAUCAAACUUAGAGAUGGAGAGAAACUAACACUUCAAUGUGUUUUGUUGCAAGCACACAGCUUCUGUUGAAUGCUGAGUGGAACAGGAAUGAAGAGAGCUAAAAAUGCAUUAUUACAAUGUAAAGUGUUAAUGUCUCGUAGUAAAUACAUUUUGAAGUCACUCUUGCACAAUUAACUGUAGUUUCAGACAGGAAAUAUUAUGAUGAGAAAGCAAUUUAAAAUCACUUAAUGCUUAGUUCACUUAAGCUAAGUCUCGAUUAACUUCUUUUUAAAGGAAUUUGCCUUUGGUCAUGAGAAUUUAGUUAGGUUCUAUGGGUUCUAGGUAGCUAUAGCCACUGGAUGGCUUUGAAAAUAGUGACGUUAAAAGAAGAAAGGUAAUUAUGAUAUAGACAGGAGCCUGCAGUGUAGAUGCUAUGUCCAAUUUCUCUUUCAAAAAGCUGUCUCUAACGUAGUCCAAGAGCUGUAAUCAGAGACUGGGACACAGAUCAAAUGCAAAAGCAGAUAGGACACGUUACCUUGAUCCAUAUGAAUUGGGCUGAUUCAUUUCUACCUUCUGCAUAACAUUGGAGGAGCUCUAUCGUGCCAUUUCUUCUCCAUGUGGAUUUAGCACAUUUGGCACUUUUUGCCCUGCUGGGUCUCAGCUGUGUUGGCCGGAGCAUUUUGUGUAGUGCUUGUCUCCUGGAUCGCAUGGGCAGCACUUCCACAAGUAUUGAAGGCCCUCAUUCUAAGCUGUUAUAUCGGGUUGUGCAACCUCUGUGUUGUAACUCAUACACACCUGCUUAUUCACGUGGAGGUUGUACUUAUAAUUUACUGGUCUCUCAUAGCUGCAUGGAAGGGGAAGAAAAAUUCAAAGGUGUGAGUAUGCUUGUAAUAAAAGAUACGUAGCAAGCUUAUGGUCUGGCUUUUGUAGCUGUUGAUCUGGCUUUCUGAACCACGGUUCUGGGAAUCAGUGUUGUGAGCAGAUUUCAAGUUAAAAAAAUUAAACUUCCAGCUUGUAUUAACUUCCUGCUAAAUUACACAAAAUGAUCAUUUUGCAAGUAAGGAUCUGGAAAAAUGUGAUCGGAAGAGAUUUUUCCACCUAGAAGGAAUUAUAAUUCGAGCACAAAUGUACAUUCAUAGAAUAAUGAUAUUGUUUGAAUGCAACACGUAACAUUUAAGAAGUAUUUUUAACUAUGUGUGAAAGCACUAUUUUUGCAUAGGAUUGUUGAGAGGCUUAUAGUAUUGAUCGUAGGUACCAAAUAAGGGUGCCCUAGCUGACGGUGGGAUUAAGCUAGAAGCACAAAUACAAUUGAUUUAUGGCACACGUCUGCUUUGUGGCUGUGCUCAACAUGCAGGAAGACUUGUGUUGUCCUGUGCUACCUGCUCAGUGUUUUGGCAGCUGGGACAUUACGUCCUCUAUUUGGAAAGUAGAUGGUUGAAAGAACAAUGAAGUGUUCUGCGGAGCCAGCUUCCCUUGAAGAAUUCUUUGUGCUGUACCCUUAGCAAACCAGUACUGAUCAGGAAAGAUGUGUGUAAGAAGAAAGGUUUUAUUAAUGAGUGCCAAAUACUUUCACUUAGAGUUGAAAACACAUAGAAUAGCUCACUAAAUUCAAUGUUGAUUUUUAAGGCAUUCUCAUAAGUUUCUCAUAAAGGGUUAAUGCUUUCGCCACUGUUACCGCUAAUAUUAUAUAAUUCUAUAAGAAUUAAAGGACUGUAAAAUGUUUGCAUGGUAUAAGGUCAUUAGUUGCUGGCACAGCACGAGUAGUAACCUAGGUUCAUGGUUGUCUGUAGUAUGGAUUAUUUCAGAUAUUGCUACUUUUCUUACAUAGCUUCUCCUCUGUGUCUUGCAGUGAAACUGUAAUCCUGUUCUACAAAAUAAUGGUUUAUGGUUUUAUUGCUGUACUCAAGGCUCAGUGUUAAUGACUUCUCAGAAGCACCAGAUAAAAAAAAAAUGCACAAAGGGAGGAAAAGCCUGUUAGGAGGGUAACAGAAUAAAGAUCACAACUGGAUCAGGUAUCUCCCUCCAUAAAGAAGUCACGGAUAAAAAUGGGCUUAAAAUGAGCUACUGUCAAUGUAUUUUAAAAUAGGUACACAUCAGUAGCCUAAGAUGCCACAGUUGGAUGCUAUGUUGAGGCCUGUAGCGCUGCUGUUACCUACUUGGUGGCCGUAAUGACAGCUUAUAGGUUGAUCCUUUUGGACGCUUUUUCCCAAAAAGUAUGAAAGAAAGAGUUUGAUUGUAACACAGGGAUGUGACAUCAGUAUAUUGACAUUUGAUUUGCCUGCAUGUUGUGGCUUCCCUGUAAAAUUACGAUUUAAAAAACUUAAAAUGUCUUUAGAAGCAGUGCAGCAAUUAUGGGAAUUCUGCUGUGUCGGAACAGAUGGGGAUGGGUAAACUUUAAUUACAGGUUGAGAAUAUGAACCACAGCGAUAAAUACAUCUGUCCGUACCCAGCUUCUUGCAGUUCCAGUUCUGUGUACAUCAGUGAAUCAGAAGGGUGAGACUAACCACACCAAAAGAAGCAUCUGAAUUGUGUGUUCUUGAAAAUAAUUUUGUCUUCAUCUGAUGUUAAGUGAAUUUAAAAUUAGAUAUUUUCCCUUGCCUGCCAAAUCUGUAUGCAUUAGUUAUUUCAUGAUCUUCUGAAAUGCCUGGUGCAUUACUAUCUGAGAUACUUGCUGGUUUUUAAAUGGAAUUAGGUUUUGUAAAUACUUUGUCAACCCCAUUUCAGUGGGUGUCCAGUUUAUAUAUAACCUGAGGAAAUGCUGUGUCCAAAAAUAUGGUUAGACAUAUUUUGUCCUAUAGCAUCUCAAGCACUAAGGAACAGCAAUUGGAAACCAGGUGCAGGGAGUGAUUGCUUACAGUCGUUUUUCAAGGUUAACAUUAUCCAUGCUUUCCUACUUUCAAUGUGGAAAUAGAAUUUCCUCCAAUACGGUAUCCCGCAUAAAGGAUGAAACAAUUUGUGGUGCCAAACACUUCAAACUAUAUUGCUGAACAUUGCUGCCUCUUAUUACACUGCUGUUAAAAUUCAGUUUUUGAUCCUUUGCUGUCAUUUUGAUGGCCUUUUUAACAGAUUUUCCAGAAACCAUUUUCUGCUGCUUUAACAAUACUGUCCUUUUGGUUUCGUUUCUGAAACAUUGUCACUGAAACCUCAAUGAACUCUUUGACCCACUGUGGGUGAAAGAAGCACUACGUGGGGUGAAGUAAUAAAUCAGAAUUAAUUGGACUUUGAUAUAUUGCAGAAAUGUAUGAUGAAUAUAUGGUACGCGAUUGUAAAUUCUUAUCAUGGAGUGAUAUACUGGAAUAUUCUUUUAUAAGAAAUUUUAGCACAUGUAUCACUAAAUUCUGCAAUUAAAACGUAUGUCUAUAAUUGAUAUAUAGUAUUGUAAAUGGUAACCCAAAAAUUAAAUUUUACAGUUGAAGAGCACAGUGAAUAUGUAAAAAUAUGAUCUUCACUUUGUGAAUCAUUUUUUUUAAAAAGCACUUUCCUAUUACCAACAAGCAUGUGAAUGAAUUUUAGAUUCUCUCAUUUGUUAUGAAUCCGUAGAAGUGAGAUUACUUUAAUCUGUCUGUUAAUGGAUAAAUUGAUUAUACAAAUGCUGAAACAAAGCACCUUAUACUAUGCUGCUUAAACUUGCUUGUAAUUGCACCUUUUGUUACCUGCAGAUUUUUCUUAAUGAGUAUUCUUGUGUGAUACCAUUGUUCCCUGUGGGUCUGAGUGAAUGAUUAACCAACCAACCUGCAGCGUCAUUUACUUCUAUAGUUUCCUAUUUCAAUAUAAUAUUGUACUGUGAGUUCAGUGCUUCAGAAAUAAAUGCUACUUCCAUUUGUCUGC
Anas platyrhynchos (mallard) is the source of this 11529-nucleotide messenger RNA. RefSeq names its product polyhomeotic homolog 3 (gene PHC3). Gene Ontology annotation, cellular component: PRC1 complex; nucleus. Gene Ontology annotation, biological process: negative regulation of DNA-templated transcription. The record is from RefSeq and is a predicted model, not a curated record. Lineage: Eukaryota; Metazoa; Chordata; Aves; Anseriformes; Anatidae. Gene Ontology annotation, molecular function: zinc ion binding; histone binding; chromatin binding.